Molecule: messenger RNA, 813 nt
Organism: Penicillium cosmopolitanum
Lineage: Eukaryota; Fungi; Ascomycota; Eurotiomycetes; Eurotiales; Aspergillaceae
Exons: 6
Coding region: 1-813 (270 amino acids)
Source: RefSeq, a predicted model, not a curated record
AUGCUUCUAGUUGGUGGACAUUUUGACACCCUCAUUAUUGGCGACAUCCCCGGUAAUGUCAUCCAGCAUCAACACUAUCGUAUAUUGACCGACCGUGCUCAGAAGCACACGGUGGAUAGCUCAAAGUCCCGCCGUAAACGGGCCAAACGGAAUUUCCAGGGGACAUUUCUGCUCGCGAAGUGCACCGUCCACCAGCGUCUCGCUGCCGCACGUCACCGUGGCCCUGCUUCGACCCCCUCGCCGACGACCGAUUUCCGGGUUUUUCUUGGCAACAUCAAAGCGCCGACAUCCACCCGCUUCUCGUACCGACGGACUCUACCCCUGCUCCCUUCUCUAUGCCCACCUCACCAGCUCGCACACCUGGCACGGGAUCAGAAGCCCAUGCCUCUUCUAGGUACUAUCGUUGGAUUGAAGUCCGAAAUGGGAGUGCAGAAUGCAGGCUCAGAUUGGAAUUAUGAUUCGGUUCUAAUGGAACGGACUCGAUUACCGGCAACGAGCAAAACCUGGUUUCGACCGACCUUUUCGAACUCGAGAACAAAUGGGUUAAGAUUCCAAGGGACAAAAUCGGGGUUAACGUUCUCACCGCUGGCGACGCCUUUUGCGUUAGAAGGAAUCACCUUGUACGAUGGAAACCCGGGUCCUCCCAUCGGCAAGGAAUGCAAUCUCGUGCUUUCAUGUCGUUUGACAACGGUGCGAUGCAUCAACAAUUAUCUCUGCACCGAUAAAGCUUUGGCUUCCGUUUUCCGCAAUCGGUCCAACUUCGCCUUGACCUACGUGGAUCUCCACUCGUUCGGAGAAGUCGACAUGUCCUAG